Messenger RNA from Arvicanthis niloticus (Nile rat), 953 nucleotides. RefSeq names its product fatty acid binding protein 2 (gene Fabp2). NCBI's taxonomy places the organism in Eukaryota, Metazoa, Chordata, Mammalia, Rodentia, Muridae. Gene Ontology annotation, molecular function: fatty acid binding. The record is from RefSeq and is a predicted model, not a curated record.
UAGAACUGCCUGCCUCUGCCUCCAGAGAGCUGGGAUUAAAGGUGUCAGCCAUAACACCUGACCCUAAUUUUUAAAAUAAAACGCCUACAUGCUGUAGUUGAAGACAAGAGUAGGUAUACCUAUCAAAUUUAAUUCAGUUGAAUCUCCAGAGUAGAUUCAAAGAAAGCAUGGGAAGAGAAACUAAAGGGGCCUGGCAUGUAAAACAGUUACGUUAUCUCUUGAACUUUGAACUUCCACAUCACAGUAUGAAUUGGUUUGAAGAUAAGAAAUAGAAUAAAUUCUCUCUAGAGCACAGGACUGAACGUCUGCUAUCCUAGAGACACACACAGCUGAGAUCAUGGCAUUUGAUGGCACCUGGAAAGUGGACCGCAAUGAGAACUAUGAAAAGUUCAUGGAGAAAAUGGGCAUUAACAUGGUGAAGAGGAAGCUUGGUGCUCAUGACAACUUGAAACUGACAAUCACACAAGAAGGAAAUAAAUUCACAGUCAAAGAAUCAAGCAACUUCCGAACCAUUGAUGUUGUGUUUGAACUCGGUGUCAACUUUUCCUAUAGUCUAGCAGAUGGAACAGAACUCACUGGGACCUGGAAUAUUGAGGGAAAUAAACUUAUUGGAAAAUUCACACGUGUAGACAAUGGAAAGGAGCUGACUGCUGUCCGAGAGGUUUCUGGUAAUGAACUAAUCCAGACCUACACAUAUGAAGGAGUUGAGGCCAAGCGGAUCUUUAAGAAGGAAUAAGCCAGCUUCUCGUCUGCAGCAACGCUGAAAAGCUAAACCGAUGUCUGAUGUCUUUCUCUGCCAUGUUAAUGCCAAGUCCAUUCAUCACAUCAUGAGCACUGGUUUCCAGCCUUGUCAAAGCCAAAGAAGUAAAAGCUAAUUAGGACUUCGUUUGUUUUAUGAUCCUUAAGAUAUACAUUUACUUGUCUUUUAAAAGAAAAUAAAUACUUUUCUCACA